GCUUCAGCUCGCUUCAACUUCGUGCAGUUUCACAACCUCUCUAUCAAUCAAUAUGUUUCCUCUAUAGGCAACAAGAAUUAUUUAGUACGCCAAAUACGAAAAGUUUAUCAAACGUUCAAAUCUUUUGAAGAUCGCUAGGUUUUUUUCCGAGAGAAAUUCUACAAAAUCGAACUAAAACCCCGCCCUAAAAGAGUAGGUCGAGGAAGGCUUUUUUAGUAGAAUUCCCUUGGUCCGCGUGUAACGUUACCACUCGCUGAAGCAAACCCGAAAAUGCAAAGACGACUGCGUCUAAGGGAUUGGCUAGUUAUUCAAAUAGAAAGUGGGAACUUCCUUGGCCUAGAAUGGCUCGAUAAAGAAAGGAGAAUCUUUCGUGUUCCUUGGAAGCACGGUUCUCGACAGUCGUGGAAAGAAGAGGUUGAUGCAGCUGUGUUUCGAGAAUGGGCUAUCUAUACAGGAAGAUAUGAUGCUCGAAAAAUGGCGCCAAAUCCUCGAAGAUGGAAAACAAACUUUCGAUGUGCCCUGAACGCGUUGCCAGACAUCGAAGAAGUCACAGAGAAGAGCUGUACACGGGGUAACAAUGCUUUUAAAGUGUACAGAAUGAAGCCCAUGCCGAGGGCUGUUGGUUUUCGAGGCAAUGAAGAUCUCAUCUUCAAGAGACUCAAUAGACUGAAGAUGAAUGAUGAACGAAAUGUAGUGUAUGAUGGGGAGUACUGGCUGAAUCCAAGAGAAUGCAAGGCUGUUCCAUAUAAUCUACAGUGUGAUGAACAACCUUCCUGUUAUCCUUAUCAUGAUAGUCAGAUCGCUUACCUUAACCCCACAGCCGUAUCAGAAGUGGAGCAAACAGUCCCCAGUGAUCACGAGAUAGUAGAAAUGGUUGACCAGCUUCUUUUUCCUAACCAUUUCCAGAUCGUUGACCAGUUAUCACAGGCUUUUGAUAGUGAUAUUGGGAGUACGUCUACCGGAAGCUGUGCUACUACACCAGAGAGUGCAUGCGCUACUUCGCCUGGAUUCAGUGCGCAUGGAGAAUCUGGAUCCGGUUAUCCGAUCUACUCAUCACUGCGCAUGACCAACAUGUAAAAACAGCUGACCUAGACUGAGUAACAUGAAAAUGGUUUGUCGAUCUAGGUAACCUCGAAAGUAACUGUGAAGACAAUAUUGCAGGGAUUUAAAAUCGCUUUAGUCCUAUGUCUUUGAAUAGGGAAACUUUUGAAAUAAACUAAAUAGUCACAUCAUUUAAAGAAAUUUUCUAAUUGGAAAAAAAAUACAAACAAAAUCGUCACUCCUAGAGCACAAACAUGUAUUUUCGAUGAAUAGAGCUGCGUCGAAAUAUGCUUCCAAAAAAUGUCCCUUCCCAGGAUCCAUAGCAAGUAGGGAGAGUUAGUACACAACCUACACAAUCGCGAUCGGUAGCUUUAAAAUUUCUUUUGGAUAUCAUUAACUAUCAUUAGAUUAUUACAUGUAAUUAGAAUUACAAUAGAAAUACUAAUCUAAAGAAAACGGUGGUCUUGGUACUAUCUGAAAUUAUAGGUCGAUUCUAAGAUCAAACAUCUUUCAUUUCUCCGGCUGUGCAUAAGCUGCGAGCUCCAAAUAAAAAGUUUCGUCGACCUGGCUACCUUUUGAGAUAGAGACGUGGAAAUAAGAUAGUAGAUAAUAUUAGAAAUCAGCAAGAUAAUGAUAGGGAUCUCAGUUAAUUAAAUAAAGCCUUGAAGAUAGCAUAUGAUAUUAUCAGGAUAUUAUGAGAGAUCAUUGUACUGUACUAGUAUUUACUAGUCUAUGAACCCUUGUAUUAUAUACAUAUCAUUAUCAAUCAGUGUAAUGUUUUGGUUGCCAUGGUAAUGAUGGACAUCGUUGUCAUGGUGAUGAAAGUUUAUUAGCGUUAGGUUUUUACCGGUUUGUUAAUAGUGUUGUUGAUAAUUAUUAAUAUUAUCUGUAUUCAACAAUAAAGCAUUGAAAAGUUUAAUUA
Messenger RNA from Actinia tenebrosa (Australian red waratah sea anemone), 1963 nucleotides. Its product is annotated as interferon regulatory factor 2. The record is from RefSeq and is a predicted model, not a curated record. Gene Ontology annotation, biological process: regulation of transcription by RNA polymerase II; immune system process. Gene Ontology annotation, cellular component: nucleus. Gene Ontology annotation, molecular function: RNA polymerase II cis-regulatory region sequence-specific DNA binding; DNA-binding transcription factor activity, RNA polymerase II-specific. Lineage: Eukaryota; Metazoa; Cnidaria; Anthozoa; Actiniaria; Actiniidae.